AUUACGCUUUUAUUCUGAAAGAGUUGCGGCGGAAGUGGCGUCGUUGUUGCUGCUGAUUGAACACAGGCCAGCCAAGAUGGCAGAGUACCUGGCGUCCAUUUUUGGGACAGAAAAAGAUAAGGUCAACUGCUCUUUUUAUUUCAAAAUUGGUGCCUGUCGACAUGGAGACCGCUGCUCCAGAUUACACAAUAAGCCAACGUUCAGCCAGACAAUUGCCCUCCUGAACAUUUACCGGAACCCUCAGAACAGUGCCCAGUCUGCUGAUGGUCUGACCUGUGCCAUCAGUGACAUGGAGAUGCAGGAGCACUAUGACGAGUUUUUCGAGGAGGUCUUCACAGAGAUGGAAGAAAAAUAUGGAGAAGUGGAGGAAAUGAACGUAUGUGACAACCUUGGGGAUCACCUAGUAGGAAAUGUCUAUGUGAAGUUCCGUUACGAAGAGGACGCAGAGAAGGCUGUGAUAGACCUGAAUAAUCGGUGGUUUAAUGGACAGCCCAUCCAUGCCGAGCUCUCUCCUGUCACAGACUUCAGAGAAGCCUGCUGUCGCCAGUAUGAAAUGGGGGAAUGCACUCGUGGUGGCUUCUGUAACUUCAUGCAUCUGAAGCCCAUCUCACGUGAGCUGAGGCGAGAGCUGUACGGGCGCCGCAGGAAGGGCCGUCACAGGUCUCGGUCCCGAUCGAGAGAGAGACGAUCUCGCUCGAGAGACAGAGGUCGAGGAGGUGGCCGUGACCAUGAGAGACGUCGCUCCAGAGACAGAGAGCGCUCAGGACGAUUCUGAACCACAAGCCAUGACUACUUGUCCUUCCACCCCUGUGUCCAUCCCCAGUCUGUUUUUUUAGGUUUGUACCCUCCCAGAUCUAUUCUAGGACUAAUUGAAAGGUACCCCAUUUUGAAGCUGUGACAGCAUUGAUGAACUUGUUGAUUUCUUGAUUUCUGAAAAUGACUUUCACCUCAUUAAAUUGAAAAUUUUUUCUUAAUGGGA
Toxotes jaculatrix (banded archerfish) is the source of this 979-nucleotide messenger RNA. RefSeq names its product U2 small nuclear RNA auxiliary factor 1 (gene u2af1). The coding region runs from base 77 to 775 and encodes 232 amino acids. Gene Ontology annotation, cellular component: U2AF complex; spliceosomal complex. Gene Ontology annotation, molecular function: pre-mRNA 3'-splice site binding; metal ion binding. NCBI's taxonomy places the organism in Eukaryota, Metazoa, Chordata, Actinopteri, Toxotidae. Gene Ontology annotation, biological process: mRNA splicing, via spliceosome. The record is from RefSeq and is a predicted model, not a curated record. The transcript has 8 exons.